CAUCAUGGCCUCCCUUCAACCCCGUGGCUGGAUCUCAGCCUGGUUCCUCUUGACCCUCCCAGUAAUCAUCUAUGAUGCUACAUAUUGCUUCUUCAGACCCAGGUCCAUGGUGGGCGGAGACUUGCAUUGGAUCUGGAAGGUCUAUGAAAUAUGGGAGGAUAUUGACCAUAUUUACGGCGUACCCUCGUUCCAGAGCGGUGAUGGUUUCACCAACGCACAGUCCUUUGUCAACAUGCUUGAGCAAAUAGGAGGGAUUGCAUACCUCUACCUCGCACACGUCGCGCAGUCUCCCGCAGCCCCGGUCGUGGCUUUCGGGACCGUUAUCUCCACCCUCUCGAAAACCGUUCUCUACUGGGCUCAGGAAUAUUACUGCGGCUUCUGCGCUAUCGGACACAACGGAGUUCCCCAAUUGAUUUUGUGGGUCAUAUUGAACGGAAUAUGGAUUGUUGUGCCAGCUAUCAUCUCUGUCCAACUCUAUCAAGAUUUGGCGAAGAGUCUGCGCGUGGCCGCAAGAGCUGAAGCCUCGACGAAGAAAUCGAAGUACAACUAACUCUUUCGGAAACUUACCAUUAAUGCUGUCGAUGUAGCGCGGUCUGUUGAACUGGGUUCGUCAAUUAAAUCGUAUUACCUUGACUGCUAUAGUGCGAAGGUGCUAAUACUACAUUGGAGUUGAAAGAA
Coprinopsis cinerea okayama7#130 is the source of this 678-nucleotide messenger RNA. RefSeq lists its product as hypothetical. Bases 5 to 550 code for a protein of 181 amino acids. NCBI's taxonomy places the organism in Eukaryota, Fungi, Basidiomycota, Agaricomycetes, Agaricales, Psathyrellaceae. The transcript is spliced from 7 exons. The record is from RefSeq and is a predicted model, not a curated record.